GAGAUACCAUACCACGAGACAUCCGAGUAGACAAUCCGAGACCGAUCAGACGAAAGAGACGCAUAUCUCGACAAAGCUGCCAGACCGACAAUCGAUACCAGCGCAAGCGGCGCUUCUCCUCUUUCAAGAUGCAGGCUCCAGUGGUAGUGAUGAACACGGCAACAGGUGACCGCAAGACUGGCCGGCAAGCGCAAACCUCGAACAUCACCGCCGCGAAGACCGUCGCCGACAUCAUCCGAUCAUGUCUAGGACCAAAGGCCAUGCUGAAGAUGCUGCUGGAUCCCAUGGGAGGAAUUGUCCUGACUAACGACGGCCACGCCAUUCUCCGUGAGAUCGAAGUCGCCCACCCUGCAGCAAAGAGCAUGAUUGAGUUGGCACGGACACAAGAUGAGGAGGUUGGCGAUGGCACCACGACUGUGAUCAUUCUCGCGGGAGAGAUUCUCGCCCUGUCCCUACCACAACUCGAGCGCAACAUCCAUCCCGUUGUGAUUAUCCAAGCCUUCAAGCGUGCACUUGCCGACGUCAUCAAAGUCAUUCAGGACGUCUCCAUUCCUGUGGACAUCAACGACAACGAAGUCAUGCGAAAUCUCAUCUCGACAUCCAUCGGUACGAAAUUCACAUCGCGCUACUCAGACCUGAUGUGCGAUCUGGCGCUACAGGCAGUGCGGACGGUCAGCCAUGAUGCAGGCGGUGGCAAGAAAGAGGUGGACAUCAAGAGAUAUGCGCGUGUGGAGAAGGUGCCGGGAGGAGAGAUCGAGGACUCCUGCGUGCUGGACGGCGUAAUGCUGAACAAGGACAUCACCCACCCAAAGAUGCGUCGCCGGAUAGAGAACCCUCGCAUCGUCCUCCUGGACUGCACCCUUGAAUACAAAAAGGGCGAGUCCCAAACAAACAUCGAAAUCAGCAAGGAGGAAGACUGGAACCGCAUCCUACAAAUCGAAGAAGAGCAAGUUCGGGCCAUGUGCGACGCCAUCAUCGCCGUCAAGCCGGAUCUGGUCAUCACCGAAAAGGGUGUCUCCGAUCUUGCGCAACAUUUCCUCCUCAAACAUAACAUCACCGCCCUGCGUCGUGUCCGCAAAUCCGACACCAACCGCGUGGCCCGCGCUACUGGCGCAACAAUCGUCAACAGUGUCUACGAUCUCGCUGAGAGGGACGUCGGAACACACUGCGGCCUCUUUGAGAUCUCCAAGAUCGGCGACGAGUACUUCACCUUCCUGACAAAGUGCAAGGACCCCAAAGCAUGCACCAUCCUUCUCCGCGGACCAUCCAAAGACAUCCUCAACGAGAUCGACCGCAACCUCCUCGACGCCAUGUCCGUGGCUCGAAACGUCAUCUUUCAUCCAUACCUCUCUCCCGGCGGCGGCGCCACUGAAAUGGCUUGCGCGGUCCGUCUCUCGCAAAUGGCAAAAGGUGUUGAAGGUGUACAGCAAUGGCCGUACAAGGCGAUCGCAGAGGCGAUGGAGGUCAUUCCGCGCACGCUGAUCCAGAACGCUGGUGCAUCUCCCAUUCGCGUUUUGACUCAACUGAGAGCGAAGCACGCGGAAGGUGGCAGUACGUGGGGUAUUGACGGUGAUGCGGGUAAAGUGGUGGACAUGAGGGACUUUGGCAUUUGGGAACCGCAAGCUGUGAAGCUGCAGAGCGUCAAGACUGCGGUGGAGAGUGCAUGCUUGUUGUUGAGAGUGGACGACAUUGUGGGCGCGAAGAGUGCGGCUGGAGGUGGCGGCGGAGGUGGUGGAGAGGACUGA
Zymoseptoria tritici IPO323 is the source of this 1745-nucleotide messenger RNA. RefSeq names its product t-complex protein 1 subunit gamma. Gene Ontology annotation, biological process: protein folding. Lineage: Eukaryota; Fungi; Ascomycota; Dothideomycetes; Mycosphaerellales; Mycosphaerellaceae. Gene Ontology annotation, cellular component: chaperonin-containing T-complex. The record is from RefSeq and is a predicted model, not a curated record. The transcript is spliced from 2 exons. Gene Ontology annotation, molecular function: ATP-dependent protein folding chaperone; ATP hydrolysis activity; ATP binding. The coding region runs from base 129 to 1745 and encodes 538 amino acids.